Messenger RNA from Amaranthus tricolor (Joseph's coat), 1415 nucleotides. RefSeq lists its product as uncharacterized. The transcript has 3 exons. Gene Ontology annotation, cellular component: NSL complex. Bases 145 to 735 code for a protein of 196 amino acids. NCBI's taxonomy places the organism in Eukaryota, Viridiplantae, Streptophyta, Magnoliopsida, Caryophyllales, Amaranthaceae. The record is from RefSeq and is a predicted model, not a curated record.
AUCCAAACAUAUCUUCGUAAACAAGAAAAUUUUAUAGAAGCCGUCACCAUAUUUCUCUCUCAUCGAAACCACUCGUUAAACCUCCCAAAAUCCUCACCUACCGACUACCAGCAAAUCCCCAAACUCGUGCGAGUCAACUCUGCCAUGGAUGAACCUUCGGGUUCAGGACCACCAACAACAACAAUCACUAACUCAGAAGACGACGAGGACACGAUCUUAGCGAAAUCAAAGGUCUUAACUCGGAAAGAAGUAUUAAAACGUCGAGCGCGUCGACUCACUCGACUCGCCAAGUGUUACCGAGAGCAUUACUGGUCUUUAAUGGAGGAAGUGAGAAGAAAACAUCGCGAAUUUUACUGGAAAUAUGGUAAGAGUCCUUACAUAGAACACAAUGGCAUCGUUGGGGAGACAGAAUACGACAUUGUUCGGAAUGGAGUUCUAGAAGAUAGUAAUGGUGAUAACGUUGAUGGAUGUAAUAAAUUCGGGUUAAAGUUUGGUGAAAGUUUCAAAUUGUGUGUUUUUUCGGGGUGUAAGGCGAAAGCUAUGGCGUUGACGAGCUAUUGUGUUGCUCAUAUUGGGAUGGAUACCAAGCAAUUACUCUAUAAACGCUGCAAAUCCCCGCGGACAGUUUUAAGAAGACAACUAAAAGUGCGAAGAAUAGCUGUGAAUUUUCACGCUACCAAUCACCAAGUGACGGGAAGUUCAGGGAUCCCCUUAUGUGUAGCAAUACAGUACUGAAAUCCGUCUCUCCCUAUCUGUGCCAUAGACAUGCGCAAGACAUGAAGAAACAAAUCUCCCUAUCUUUGAAAAAGAGUGGUGCUUCAGUUUCCCUAUCUACAAAGAUUGCUUCGAAGUUCCAUUUCCAUCAUGUGAUAAAUGAGUAUGUUAACCAUAUUCAAUCCGGAAGAAGAGCUGCUGCAAAAGAUUUAAUUGGUAUUGCAAAUGGCAAUAACAGUUCUUGAAUAUCCCUCCCUACAUUUUGUUGCUAUCUGAAUCGAGUAUAUCUGACUGUCACUGAGGAAAACUUGCAUCAUGAUCAAGUAAACAUCGAAGAGAAAUUUCGCUGGUAGGAGAUUAGCUGCUCUCUGCCCUGAUUCCCCUCUUUUGUUGAAUGACCUACUGGCCCGUGACUGAACCUACCAGAUUAUCGACUGCUGACUAAUGAUCUGUCAGCGAAUCAGCUAUGCUCGUUCCUGGUGGCGUUUCAUUCUUUUUGGGUCAUGAUUUAGUAAAUAUGAGUGUAAAUCCAUAUAAUUGCUGUAUAGGAGAACAAUUUCUACAAAUUCUUGGCCAAGGUUUGAUAAGUCGUUAAUUCUUUAUUGUAAUUAAGAGUUAUGGGAAUGUUUAUAUCUUGGAAUCCGGUGUUUAUAUCUAAUGUUUUUGUUGCUCGGAUGAUGGUUUGAAUGUGCAACAUGAAA